AUGGUUGAAAACCCCGAAGCUCAAGAACCGUUUUUGUCGGAGAAGCGUGAGGGCACAGAAUGGCAUGUAGUCCUCAAUCCCGAUGUGCAACGUGUGCUAGAUGUGGACCUUAUCUAUCAUCUCAAACACGAUAGUGUGGUCAGCUGUGUUCGGUUCAGUGAAGAUGGCAAAUAUCUUGUGACAGGUGGCAAUGGCUUUGCACAAAUCUUCGAUAUGAUCACAGGCUCAAAUGUGGCAACCUUCCAUGGUUGUUAUUCCCGCAGCGUCUGCUUUAGCCAUGAUGGUGAAUAUCUAGCUACUGGAGCAGAUGACAGGCUGAUUAGAAUCUGGGAUAUUGCCUCAUGUACUAUCAAAAGUAUUUUUGAUAGCCACGAGCAGGGUAUCUUUUCUCUGGAUAUCUCUAAAAACGGUCAGUAUCUUGUCUCUGGUGGUGCCGAUAAGACUGUUUAUCUAUGGGAUAUCUUGAGUGAGAAACCAGUUCAUAAGCUUCACAGUGAGGAUUUAGUUACAACUGUAUCUAUAUCUCCAGACGGCCACUAUCUUGCUGCUGGAUCACUGAGUAAGAUUAUUCGCAUCUGGGAUACUAGUACUGGUGAGCUGUUAGAGCAAUUGGAGAACCCUGGUGGCCAUGGAGACAGCGUGUACUCAGUUGCUUUCGCACAUAACAGUCACGAUCUAGUCAGCGGUAGUCUAGAUAAGACUAUAAAGCUGUGGGAGUUAGCUGCUCCACGGGGAGUGGAUUCUUAUAGUGCCAAGGGAAAAUGCGUCCGAACAUUCAAGGGCCACGAGGACAUUGUCCUCAGCAUAUGCUUGACUCCCGAUAAUCAAUGGAUAAUCAGUGGACUGCAGCGUGUGUUUUUGGGACCUGGCAACUGGAAAUGUCCAGAUGAUAUUGUAUGGUCACCAGAACUCCAGGUUGCUUUGCGGAUAGCAAAGCAAAACGCUUCAAACCCUGCCUGCCAAAUUUCUUUAGAGUGCGGAAUCGCCUGGCACCUGCUUCUCCUGGCCUUCUUCUGUCGCGACCCCAUAACACGAGAUGAAGCCGUGCAAAUGUUGAGAGAGUAUGCAUGCCAAGAUGGACUCUGGAGUAUACAGGCUCUCUAUACUUUGGCCCUCAAGAGCCAGACUGUAGAACGUAUAAACGCAGUCGAGGGAACAUCCACGGAGCAGUGGCGAAGACUAUGGCAUCGUGAGUACGUCUCUGAAGGUGGCAAUCGCGUUGUGUUUCGAUAUCAGGACAAAAAUGAAGCCACAGGAAAGUGGCAAAUUGUAGAGGAAGUUGCUGAGGUUGGAAGGAAUUCAGACGCUGUAGAUUGGGUGAGGCGACCUCUGACAGGUUUCGGCGCCCUGAUGAUGGGAGAUUUGGUUCCCCUUUGA
Penicillium malachiteum is the source of this 1377-nucleotide messenger RNA. Its product is annotated as WD40 repeat domain-containing protein. The record is from RefSeq and is a predicted model, not a curated record. Gene Ontology annotation, cellular component: cytoplasmic microtubule; nuclear envelope; kinetochore. Bases 1 to 1377 code for a protein of 458 amino acids. NCBI's taxonomy places the organism in Eukaryota, Fungi, Ascomycota, Eurotiomycetes, Eurotiales, Aspergillaceae. Gene Ontology annotation, molecular function: dynein complex binding; microtubule plus-end binding. Gene Ontology annotation, biological process: establishment of mitotic spindle orientation; microtubule organizing center organization; nuclear migration. The transcript is spliced from 5 exons.